Molecule: messenger RNA, 1989 nt
Organism: Alternaria alternata
Lineage: Eukaryota; Fungi; Ascomycota; Dothideomycetes; Pleosporales; Pleosporaceae
Product: glycine hydroxymethyltransferase
Exons: 4
Coding region: 305-1720 (471 amino acids)
Biological process (GO): tetrahydrofolate interconversion; folic acid metabolic process; L-serine catabolic process
Cellular component (GO): cytoplasm
Molecular function (GO): serine binding; zinc ion binding; glycine hydroxymethyltransferase activity
Source: RefSeq, a predicted model, not a curated record
UGCCACCAUCAAUAGCGCGCUCACGCGUUACACCUACGCAUACCAUGAAGAGAUGUCUUACUUCACAAAUGCAAAGAGCCUGUCCGAAUCCCUCCGACGACCGGCCGCAGCACGCAAUUAUCGAUGGCGCCAUGCCUAAGCGAGCCUAGAGCAUUUUGUCGCGUCCAAAAAAAUUGGUGGGGUUGGCGUGAGAGGGACAUCUAGUGCUCUGACUGCUUAAAGCCCGUAUAGUCUUUUACUAUUGUCCUCCGUUCCUUACUCUUCACUCCCUUUCCAACACAAAACCUACGUUUAUUUGCCUGUCAUGUCCAGUUACGCGCUCCCCAAGUCCCACCAGGACCUCAUGGAGAAGUCCCUGGUGGAAACCGACAAUGAGGUCGCCCAGAUUAUGGAGAAGGAAAUCCAGCGUCAGCGCGAGUCCAUCCUCCUCAUCGCCUCCGAGAAUGUCACUUCCCGCGCUGUCUUCGAUGCGCUCGGUUCGCCCAUGUCCAACAAGUACUCUGAGGGUUACCCCGGCGCCCGCUACUACGGUGGCAACGAGCACAUCGACUCUAUUGAGUUGCUCUGCCAGAAGCGCGCACUCGAGACCUUUGGUCUAGACUCGGAGAAGUGGGGUGUCAACGUACAGUGCCUGAGUGGUAGCCCGGCAAACCUCCAGGCUUACCAGGCCAUUAUGAGGCCGCACGACAGGCUUAUGGGUCUUGACCUGCCCCAUGGUGGACAUUUGAGCCACGGCUACCAAACACCCCAGAGGAAGAUCUCCGCUGUUUCCACAUACUUUGAGACUUUCCCCUACCGCGUAAACCUCGACACCGGCCUCAUCGACUACGAUCAGCUUGAGCAGAACGCCCUCAUGUACCGUCCCAAGGUGCUCGUCGCCGGUACCUCCGCUUACUGCCGUGAGAUUGACUACGCCCGCAUGCGCGAGAUUGCCGACAAGGUUGGCUGCUACCUCCUGAUGGACAUGGCCCAUAUCUCUGGUCUUGUCGCUGCUGGCGUCAACAAGUCGCCCUUCCAAUACUGCGACAUUGUCACAACCACCACCCACAAGUCCCUCCGUGGACCCCGUGGUGCCAUGAUCUUCUUCCGCAAGGGUGUACGCAAGACCGACCCCAAGACUGGCAAGGAGACGCUCUACGAUCUCGAGGGUCCUAUCAACUUCUCCGUCUUCCCUGGCCACCAGGGUGGCCCCCACAACCACACCAUCACCGCCCUCGCGGUUGCGCUCAAGCAAGCCCAAUCUGAGGACUUCAAGCUCUACCAGCAGCAGGUCAUCAAGAACGCCAAGGCCCUCGAGGUUGCGUUCAAGAGCAUGGACUACAAGCUCGUUACCGACGGUACUGACAACCACAUGGUUCUGAUCGACCUGAAGCCCUUCAACCUUGACGGUGCCCGUGUCGAAGCCGUUCUUGAGCAAGUCAACAUUGCCUGCAACAAGAACACCACUCCUGGUGACAAGUCGGCUCUCACACCGAUGGGUAUCCGUAUUGGAGCCCCAGCCAUGACCUCGCGUGGUCUUGGUGAGGAGGACUUCAAGAAGAUUGCCAACUACAUCGACCAGUGCAUCAAGCUGUGCAAGAAGAUCCAAGGCGAGCUCCCCAAGGAGAACAACAAGCUCAAGGACUUCAAGAGCAAGGUUGCUAGCGGUGAGGUACAGGAGAUCAACGACCUCAAGAAGGAGAUUGCGGCCUGGGCCGUCACCUUCCCUCUGCCCAUCUAAGCCUACAUGAAGCUUUUUUCGUGAUUGGGCGGCGUACUAUGGCGUUUCUUUCUCCAAGCGGGAUAUGGUGUUUCAACAAAAAGGCAAAUUCUGGACUGGCAAAUUCAACAGCUCUACCAUUUUGGGAAUUUACGAGGAAUGAUAUGAUUAGGACGAUAAAAAGAGAUACCUGAAGAUUUAGAUGCGCUGCUUAACCAGUGGGUCUUAGUCACCAAAUGUAAAAACUUGACUCAAACUCUUUGGUAUGACUAUUGCAUUCAUGUGAUUGG